This is a messenger RNA of Ruditapes philippinarum (Manila clam), 680 nucleotides long. Its product is annotated as cytosolic Fe-S cluster assembly factor NUBP2 homolog. The annotation marks the transcript as partial. Gene Ontology annotation, molecular function: ATP-dependent FeS chaperone activity; iron-sulfur cluster binding; ATP binding. The record is from RefSeq and is a predicted model, not a curated record. Lineage: Eukaryota; Metazoa; Mollusca; Bivalvia; Venerida; Veneridae. Gene Ontology annotation, biological process: iron-sulfur cluster assembly. The transcript is spliced from 5 exons. Gene Ontology annotation, cellular component: cytosol.
AAUGACUUUUGAAUGACGCUAAAUGAGGUUUUUCAAUUAUCAGAAAGUGAUUUGAAUGUUACAAUUACAAAUAAUAAAGAAAAACUGAUAUAUAAAUGUUGCAGGUGGGACUUUUAGAUGUAGACUUAUGUGGUCCAAGUGUACCAAAGAUGUUUGGUGUAGAAGGGAGUGACAUUCAUCAGUGUCCUGAAGGAUGGCUACCAGUGUAUGUAGACAAGGAACAGAGACUUGGUGUGAUGUCAAUAGGUUUCCUUAUAGAAGGAAAAGAUGAUGCUGUUGUGUGGAGAGGACCAAAGAAAAAUGCUAUGAUCAGACAGUUUUUAAGUGAUGUAGUUUGGGGCGGGAUUAUUGACUACCUUGUUAUAGAUACACCACCUGGAACAUCAGAUGAACAUAUUACUGUGAUAGAAAGUCUCAAAUCUUACUGUCCAGAUGGUGCCCUACUAGUGACUACACCACAGGGUGUGGCAGUUGGAGAUGUGAGAAGGGAGCUGACAUUUUGUCACAAGACUGGAGUACCUAUCCUGGGUAUUGUGGAAAAUAUGAGUGGAUUUGCCUGUCCAUGUUGUGGGGAAGUAACAAAUGUGUUCUCUAAAGGAGGGGGAGAAGCUCUUGCAAAACAAGCCCAUGUUCCUUUCUUAGGUAAGACAACAUUAAAAUAUUACAGGUGUAAUUCUGCU